Molecule: messenger RNA, 5552 nt
Organism: Acipenser ruthenus (sterlet)
Lineage: Eukaryota; Metazoa; Chordata; Actinopteri; Acipenseriformes; Acipenseridae
Product: POZ-, AT hook-, and zinc finger-containing protein 1-like
Exons: 6
Coding region: 99-2390 (763 amino acids)
Biological process (GO): negative regulation of transcription by RNA polymerase II; regulation of cytokine production; regulation of immune system process
Molecular function (GO): protein binding
Source: RefSeq, a predicted model, not a curated record
UUUUUUUUUUGAGUGCAAAGAAUCGGGGGUUGGUGUCAGACUGUAAUUGAAUUUGUAUUUUUUAUUAUUUUUUUUUGCGAGGACUCUGCACGAAUGCCAUGGAGCGCAUUUCGGAGCAGCCGUGGAAUUCCUCGUACACCUACCAGGUGAGUAAACACAGCGACGAGAUGCUUCACAACCUCAACGACCAGAGGAAAAAUGGAGGAAGGUUUUGUGAUGUGAUCCUGCGGGUCGGGGAAGACAGCUUCCCGGCUCACAAAGCCGUGCUGGCGGCCUGCAGCCAGUACUUCGAGUCGGUGUUCAGCUGUCAGGCGGAAGGGGGCGGCGAGACCAAAGAGCUGGAGAUGCACACGAUCAGCGCCAAAGUUUUUAAGGACAUUUUAGACUUCGCGUACACUUCGAAGAUUGUCGUCAGACUCGAGUGCUUCCCAGAGCUAAUGACAGCCGCCAAGUUUCUUCUGAUGAGGUCCGUGAUUCGGAUAUGCCAGGAGGUCAUCAAGCAAUCCAAUGUGCAGAUUCUGGUCCCGCCGGCUAGGGGUGAUCUCGCUCUGCUCCGAACCGGGGCGCCCGAUCUGGGGUUUCCAUUGGACAUGUCAAAUGGGUCCGUGUUCGGGACCAAUGGACAGGCGCACGACGGCGACGUCAACACCCAAGCGAGCGGCGGGCUUUCCUUGACAGACAGUAGCCCAUCUGCGAUACCCCCGGGUCUGCAGGGGGCUGAACGGAUUCCCGUGACGUCCCCGCAGCUGCUUGUGGCGAAUCCGUUUCAAAACGCGGCGAGCGGCGCCGCUCCGGUUGGAGCGGGAGGGAAGCGGGGCAGAGGGCGACCCAAGAAGAUCCCGGCGGUGGAUCCCAUGCUGUUCGGCGGCCCAACCGUUUCAAAAGAGCAGGGGGUCUUCCCCUGCGGGCUCUGCGGAAAGCUGUUCACCGACGGCGUUCGGCUCAGGAACCACGAAGCCCAGCACGGCGCUCCCAGCAUCAGCCUCCACAGCAUGGGCAUCUCCGCCACGCAGCAACCGCGGCCGGGAGAAAACGGGGUUCCGAUCCACAUCGGGGUCGCAGACGGCACUCGGAAGCGGGAGAGGACCCGGAGGCACGUCGGGUGCGACAUUUGCGGGAAGGUGUUUCGGGACGUCUAUCACCUGAACCGGCACAAGCUCUCUCACUCCGGGGAGAAGCCCUACGCCUGUCCGGUUUGCGGGCUGCGUUUUAAGAGGAAGGACCGGAUGUCUUACCACGUUCGGUCUCACGACGGCUCGGUCGGGAAACCCUACGUGUGUCAGACCUGCGGCAAAGGAUUCUCCAGGCCGGACCACCUAAACGGACACAUCAAGCAGGUGCACACCUCGGAGAGACCCCACAAGUGUCAGGUUGAAGAGGUGAAAGGCCAUGGCAGUAAUGACUAUAACGCUUUUUGUGUUAAUCUCUUGAAGACCUGCAAUGCCUCCUUCGCCACGAGGGACAGGCUGCGCUCCCACCUGGCGUGCCACGAGGAUAAAAUCCCGUGCCAGGUGUGUGGCAAGUUCCUGCGGGCCGCCUACAUGACGGACCACCUAAAGAAGCACAGCGAGGGUCCGCACAACUACUGCAACAUCUGCAACAAAGGUUUCUCCACUGCUUCCUACCUAAAGGUCCAUGUUAAAAGCCACCACGGUGCCGCCCUCCCCGGCAGCCCCCACUUUACUGAGCAGAGGGAUGAGCCCCAGAACGGGGGCGCGGCCUUCCACAUGGGCAGGACUUGUGCUGUCGAAGACUUUUGUGCCAGUCGGAGGCUGCUGGUCAGUUUCCCUGAAGCAGAGGUGCGUUUCCGAGGGCUGCCUGCCCCGGACCCGCCCACGCUGCCCUUCUGCCCUCCUCCCAUUGGCUUCCAGCCCGAGGUGUUGCUGGGGAAACCUGGCGCUCAGUAUUUUUGGGAGUGCCGGGCGGCCGGCCUGCCUGGGCGUCACGCAGACGGACAAGAGGACCUCCAGAAAUGCCCCCACCAAGACCCGCAGGACAGCUCGGACAACUCCUUCGGGGAGCUGUCUGACGGGAGCGAUCUCAAGUCUCACCACAAGGUGGAGGAAGAGAGCCUCUCGUUCCAGUGCGAGGCGGGAGGAGGAGGCGAGUCCGAGGGCGACGGCAAAUUGAAAAACGAGACGGAAAAAAAGCACACCUGCCCGGACUGCGGCAGCAGCUUCCGCUCCAGGUCCCACCUGAACAAGCACGUGCAAAAGGCUCACUGCCCCCAGAAGGGCAUGCAAGCGCUGGGGGAACUGGCCCCCUUCUCCCCGCAACAGAACAUGUCCCUCCUUGAAUCUUUCGGCUUCCAGAUCGUCCAGUCCGCUUUCGCCUCCUCGCUGACCGAUCCUGAGGCCGGGCACAGCGGGAUGAACAUGGGGGGCAAGUGACUCCCCGAGAUUGACCCCCCCGUUUCAGUGAGCUGAACUGAGAGGGGGGCCUCGGUACCACCGGCACCAUUUAACUGUGCUGAUCCUGCAGGUGUUUCCAGCGAGAGGAGAGGUCUGUGCAGAACUGGCUAGAAGAGUUCAAGGGAGGCUGUGUUUAGAUCAUUUAAAACAGCCCCCUUUGAGAUGCAGAGAGAGAAGAGAGAGAUGUGUGGGAUGGCAAUGAGCUCCCAAGAGUUUCCCAGUAACCCGUCACGGGGCAACUUGGUUUUAUAUUAUAUAUAUAUAUAUAUAUCUGUUAAAACCAAAUAUAUCAAAUAUUUUCUCCUAUCAUAUAUAAGGUUACAUGUACUGUGCUGUAAUGAGAAAUGUAAUAAUCUGGAUGAUUUAUUUGUUUUUAUUUUGCCGGUGUCAGCUGAUGUAUAUUUUCUUCUUCUCCUCAUCCUCAGUACUGACCCUGGCAGUGCCCCCCCCCUCGGGUGUGUGUGCGUGCGCGUGCGUGUGCGUGCGUGUGUGUGUCCGCACUCUUACACCGACACCAGAUCAGGAGGGAUUGAAGGCUUCGUUUAUUUAAUUGUAUUUAUUCUCUUGAGUUCAGCUUUCUUCUCUAGUUGCUGUUGUGUUCCUUGGCACUGCCCCUCUCCACAGUCCUGCACCCUUGGCAGAAGUUGCCCCAGUGCUGUGCCGAGGGGCUCCCCUUUAUCAGUCACGCUGCAGAGCAGGAAUAAUCAGAUGGGGGUGCUUCCUGGACGGUUUCUAAAAUGAGCGGAGCCAGGUUUGCACUGGAGCAGUAGUUUGGUAGACAGUGCAUGGCUCGUCACGCUGACCUCAGACGCUGGCAUUGCCGGGAAAUGCCAAGAGAUCUCGCCAGACUGAGUAUUCUUUACCUCCCCAUGGCAUGUCUGUAGCGUUUGUAUUCCAGUAUAACGAGCGGAAGCUUGCAGAUUGCUUCGGAAGACUCUCCUAAUCAUUUUAUAGGAAUCCUUUCAAGUACAGUAAUGUGUAAAGUACAAUCAUCUGUAUUGUAGGAACAGUACACAUGUGUGUGAUUAUUUUUUUUUGUUUGUUUGUUGUUUAAUACAAGGGUAUUCAGAAGUAUGUUUCUGCCAGCACUGUCUGGUGAAUAGAGUCUUCUGAACUACACCCGCUCAGCAACAGUUUAGUGGAAGAUUUAGCAGAAUUUCAAACGACACGGUUGUCAAGAAAAUAUAUAUAUAUAUAUACUUUUUUUUUUAAUGUAUUGGGGAAAGUAAAAAAAAUAAUACAAAUGUGUUUUGUAUUUGUUUUUAAAUAUGGUACAUUACAUGUACUUGAGUUUUUGGUACUGGCUAUUGAAGACUGUGUGACCAGAAUGCGUCUGUAGUUUUAAAUUCGGUUUUCUGGGCAGUGAUUCGCUUUCAGGAGGUAGGAAUCAUUUUCUGCUCUCUUCUUUGGACAGGGAUUUGACACGAAUGCAAGCAGAAUGCAGAUGCGUAUAUAAGUGUACUAUUGUGCUGGCUAGCACUGAGAGCACGAUGCUGGUGUGUGCUGGAUGCGGAGGCGACGUCUCUCCUGUUCAUGAGGUUCGGAAGGUCUUUGUGAAGAUUUCCCUGUCGCAGGGAGGAAAUCCUGCUGGAAGUGUUCAAGUGUUGCGUAACAAAGAGGCGGUCUAAUACAUGUGACCGCCGUUGAUUCAGCAUGUACAGAAAUCCCUAAUGGAUUACUCCUGGGGACUGCACUGGCAGACAAGGUCUAUUUCAACAAGUAAAUGUAGUUUAGCUCUGACUUGUAAUCUUACUUGGUAAUUUCAAGUACAGGCAGGAUCCCACGUGACCCUCGUCAUGAACUUCGUAGGGUUUAUACAGCGGGGCAGAAAACAGUGGAUCUGUAUGAAUAGAAGGGUCUGACCAAUACAAUUCCAUUGAUCAGUUUGAUUGAACACAGUUUGCAUGUCUCUGAAAAUCUGUAAGUAGUAAAUAUCAGAUUGCUUUUGCAGUGGCAGGAAGUCUGAUUGGUCCGUUGGUGCAGACCCUGAAAACAGCAAUCCCAUUUAGUAAUUCAGCAGAAUUGCCCACACAGCGACUCGGGUAGCCUUCAGUACAGCGCAUUGACCCAAUCGUAACCUUCUGAAGCCAGACUCCCAUUGCAGAGCAGUUUGAUCCAUUCCUGGUUUUACUAAGAGUUUAAUAAUAAGACCUACCUCUAAUCGAGCUCAUAGUAAAACCUGGAAUUGGUGAAAAUGCUCUGCAAUAGAAGUCUUAUUUCCAUGCAUAGUCUCAGAAACUCUUGUCAGAAGGUUCAGAUUCCUACUACAGUGCAUGCAAAUAGAGAAGCCUGGGGUCUACUUGUAUGCGUUGCACAGGGUCGACUCAUACCUUGUUGCUUAGAUGCGCUUGUGUUUUUAACUGCUGUGAUGGCGAUAAGGCAGUCUUCUUUCAUGUUAUUAUUGAUUACACCUCUUUUUGUGUUUUCCUGUUUCUCUUAAAUGACGUUUAGCUUCAGGUUGGAACACAUGUCUUUAAAAUUGGGCAAAUUAACUCAAAUAAAAGGCCGUUUUCAACACGCGGCAAAACUCGGGAACGUGGAAUAUCUGCGCCCCCUGUAUACACCCCAGUUAACCCUUUCAGUAUCUCAGCACCGUUGAGAGUUCUUCUUUAAAAGUCCAGUGUCCUGUUCUCAUGUACGCUCAGUAAAGGAGUGUGAAUGCUGUGACUUCAUUUUGACAAAAAAUAAUUCAGGACUGAAAGGGUUCAUGUGUUUUUUGAAGUGUCUCAGAAGAUCGAUGUAUUUAAGUGACCUGGAGAAAGGGUCUCUUGCAGGGUACUGGGGUCUCGCUGGGUUUGAGAUCUGAACCAGCCAAUGGGCAAGGCUGCAGUAGAGCUAGAGGGAGCUGAAAGGAGCUGUGGCACAUAUGCAAGAAGCCUCGAAAUCAAGCGUUUUGUACAGCUAACACAAUGUACAUUUUGGAAAAAAAAAAAAGAUCUGAACAUGAACUUGAUUGACUGUUGAUUUACUGGGUGUUUCUGUUAAGCCAGGUUUUGAUUCUCUCCUCUUUGUUUUUGUAUUAAUCUAUACAUACCUUUUCUAGAGGUGAGUGUUGGUUUUGUACACUGUUUGAACUCGGUCGUCUCUGUAUGUUUUGAUGUACAGAGAUUGUUUGAAUUAAUAAACAAAGUGUUAAUCUGA